Perkinsus marinus ATCC 50983 is the source of this 639-nucleotide messenger RNA. RefSeq lists its product as hypothetical. The record is from RefSeq and is a predicted model, not a curated record. Lineage: Eukaryota; Perkinsozoa; Perkinsida; Perkinsidae. The transcript is spliced from 2 exons. Bases 1 to 639 code for a protein of 212 amino acids.
AUGGAGAAUUCGUCCUCGGCCACCCCACCUCCCACCAGGCGGCUGUCCGUUAUUAAGGAGGGUACGGAGGUGUCGGCUGGUCACUCAUCGAGGAGCACUCCGCCGGCUUUGAGGAGACAGGUGUCACCACCACAGACAGAUGCCCGAUCAUGGUAUGAUGGUGAGAGGACGCCAUCGUCACCGUCUUUGCCGCGGAUCAACCCAGCCGACUACGGUUGUGGCGUACCGGAGGAUGAUGGAGGGUUUACAACGGACGUUGAACGUGGCUUGGCCGGCGAGGAGGAUAUCGGCAGUAGCAGCAGCGAUGAUGAGGCGUCCAAUGAGUCUGGCAGCGACGAGGAUUCGAGCAGUGAGAGCAGUACUUCGGCAUAUGAGAUAGUUCAACGAGGGGACGAGAUCGUUAGAAGGAAGCGGCGGAAGAAGAGGGAGCCUGCGAGGGACUUGGAGUUUAUCGAUUGGAGCGAAGAAUUCAACACUGGCAUCAUCGCUACCGCCCACGAGCCGACUCUGCGGUUCAAAAAGGUGGUGACACGAAGAUUCGGGGCGAAACUCAGAGGCCAUCCGAUGUUCCGAGAGGACGUCCAGCGACAAGAGCAAGAGAAUGGAGACAAAACGCAUGUUGCAGAGUUACAAAUGUAG